Molecule: messenger RNA, 1702 nt
Organism: Andrographis paniculata
Lineage: Eukaryota; Viridiplantae; Streptophyta; Magnoliopsida; Lamiales; Acanthaceae
Product: protein AGENET DOMAIN (AGD)-CONTAINING P1
Exons: 3
Coding region: 288-1304 (338 amino acids)
Source: RefSeq, a predicted model, not a curated record
CUAAGGAUGAGGGCGAUAUUUACACAUUGAAUUCGUGUGAAGCUUUCUUGGAGAAAAGCCCCUUCGCGCAUUGGUUCUUUCCCUCCCUCACUUCCUUCCCGUUACAUCUUUCAUCUUCCUCUCUAUUUCAAUUUCAAUUCCCUGAUUCAAAUCUUCAACUCCAAACGUCUACUCCUCACUUCACACACCUAUGCACCGCCAAAUCUCUCACCUUUCUCGCAUUGCAAAUCCCCUAAAUUGCUAAAAAAAGAAUAACAAUUCGGGAUUUUACGGAAGUCAUCGCCACUAUGGCGAGCUCCAGUCAGGACCUGUCACGGUACUUCAAGAAAGGCGCCGAAGUCGAAAUCAGCAGCGACGACGAGGGUUUUCGCGGAUCUUGGUUUGCGGGCACCGUCGUUCGCCCUCCCAAGAGCUUUAAGAACGUUUCGGCUAAGGUGCUGGUCGAGUACAAGACUCUGAUGCAGGACGAGAAGGGGAAGCGGCCGUUGAGGGAGGAGCUGAAGCUGGUGCAGCUUCGGCCGCCCCCGCCUCGGGAGAAUCGGAGGAGCUUCAAGUCGAGCGAGGACGUGGACGCCUACUACAAUGAUGGAUGGUGGGAGGGGAUAGUGACAGAGGUGUUGAAGAACGGUGAAUAUUCGGUGUUCUUCCGCUGCAGCAGGGAGCAGUUGUCCUUCAAGGCGGCGGACCUGAGGCUGCAUCGCGAGUGGGUUCAUGGGAAGUGGGUGCCGCCAUUGGAACGGCCGUCGAAUGGCGCGGUUGGGGCUGAUGAGCCUUCAAUGCAGAAAGUGCCACCAUCUACUGAAGCAAAAGCUGAUAAUGAUAAUCUUAGAACCCAAGCACUGAAUCAUGUGGGAGCUGAUAAUGAAGUGAUUGAACAUAAUUUUAACCCUGGAGAAGUUGUUGAAGUUAGUACAGAUGAAGAAGGUUUUGAAGGUUCGUGGUUUGGAGCGACUGUAAUAGAACACUUGAGUAAAGGCAGAUACCUCAUUGAGUACCAUGAUCUAAAGGAUGAUGAUGAUGAUGAUUCGAAGUUGCUGAGAGAAGAGGUUGAUGCUAAUCAUUUGAGGCCACGCCCACCUGAUGUCGCAAUGCUUGACCGUUUUGGAGUUCGUGAACAGGUUGAUGCAUUUUAUAAUGAUGGUUGGUGGAAAGGUGUGGUCUCCAAAGUUCUUCAUAAUGACAAAUACUCGGUAUAUUUUGAGUCUACUGACGAGGAGAUGAAGUUCAAUCACUCUAAACUGAGAGUGCAUCAAGAGUGGAUUAAUAGCAAAUGGAUUGUUCCUCACAAGGUUCCGCACUUGUAAGCAAAGGCAGGCAUCCCGAAUGGUAUCUUUUACCCCUUGCUCAAAUUUUCUUUGUACAUAAAUUUUCACAAUGCUUAGAACAUUUUUGGAUCGGUAAUUUUAUGAAGUUCAGCUGGUAAAUUUUGAGUUUUGCUCUUCGAAACCAGCUAGCUGUUAUCAUGUGUGGACCAUAAUCAUGCUCAGAAUUAGGAUUGGAAUUAUGUCAUGUACAAUCAGCUGCUGAUUCUUUUUGUGACUGAGAAAAUACAUUAGGCAUUAUUGGCGCUUGCUGUAUAUUUUUUUGGGGAUUAUAUUGAUAAAUCAAAUUUAUUCAUGCGCUUACCUUCCAUUAGAUACAGGUGUUUGAUGAGAGAACUUCAUUUAUUUACAGGCUUUGGAUUGUAUAAUUGAUGCAAUUG